AUGGCUUGCCACACUCGCUCCAACAGCUUCAACUCAAGGCCACACCCGAUCGUUCAAGAAGUUGAUGAACAUUUGUGUAGAUUGAGAUCUUCUGAGGCCACCUCCACAUCCUCCUCAUCAAUUAGCCACGAACUAAGUGGCCUCCAAGACUUGCAUGGCUCUGUUGAUAGGUUGCUUCAGUUGCCCCUCACUCAACAAGCCUUGGCACAAGAGACCUUCAACCAAUCAUGCGAAGAACGCGAGGAGGUGAAUCUAGAGCACUCACCAGGUCAGGAAAUACUUGACCUCAAGGAAGAUGGUGAAGAAGGCAAUCCACAAGGCUAUGGGAAAUCUCAUGGGAUCAAUGAGACUAUUUCCAUUGUUAGCAAGUUGAGAGAUGUUGAAGCAGUCACUUUCGCGGUGUUUCUUGUGAGGAAGAAACAAAAGUAUGAGUUUUCAAAGGUGGAUGCUGCAUUGAAAUCACUUAUUGGACACAAGAGAAGCAAAUCUCAUCCCCAAAGCCAUCUUGACAAUCUGGAGUCAUGCGUUCAAGAUCAUGAAGAACAACUUGAGUGCUUAUUUAGGCAACUCAUCAAAACCAGAGUCUUUCUUCUCAACAUCUUAAACCAUUAGAUAUUAGCUUUUCAAUUUUGUACAUGAAAAUCAAUACAUGACACUGUCUUACAUUCUCCAUU
This is a messenger RNA of Prunus avium (sweet cherry), 674 nucleotides long. The record is from RefSeq and is a predicted model, not a curated record. Lineage: Eukaryota; Viridiplantae; Streptophyta; Magnoliopsida; Rosales; Rosaceae.